Messenger RNA from Oreochromis aureus, 1382 nucleotides. RefSeq lists its product as uncharacterized. The record is from RefSeq and is a predicted model, not a curated record. NCBI's taxonomy places the organism in Eukaryota, Metazoa, Chordata, Actinopteri, Cichliformes, Cichlidae. The transcript is spliced from 7 exons. The coding region runs from base 483 to 1301 and encodes 272 amino acids. Gene Ontology annotation, molecular function: S-adenosylmethionine-dependent methyltransferase activity.
AUUCCAAUGUAGGAAGUGCCAUGAGCAGCUGAUCAGAUCGGCAAAACGUGUUUCGGGAUUAUAAUGUUUUUGUUGCUGCCAGCGGUUUUUACGCGAUUUUUCCAAAGUGGAAGGAAACCGCGGCCUGGGAUAAGUUGAAUGCGUGAUAUUGUUUUAAACAUAUCUCUACUCUCAUGUGUGAGACUGCAGCUUCAGUUCAGUGAUUUUUUUUUUCUUCCUGUUAAUGCUUUGAUUAAUGUGGAAAAACGCCAGUGCAGGAAAAAACAAGAGUGCAGUGUGUGUCCGGACAGAAAGCAGCUCUAACAGAGGCUGUAGCAAGAAGACAAGAGAAGAUAUACAGAAGCUUCAUUAACAGAAAAGCAGUUAAAGUCAAACAAGAGGCUGAAGGGCAAUACGGGCGAACUUUGCUCCACAAAGAAGGCUGCUUUACAGCCCAGAUUAAAAAGCCGCAGUUGUUAACAGAAGAGUGAAAAGGCAACUCCAUGGCAUACCGGCUCUUUGAAGGGAAGGAUCAUGCCUCCAUCUACCAAAAGUAUCGCUUUACACCUCCAGCAGGGCUCAAGGAUAUUAUUAUUCAGUACUUAGAUAAAAAGAAGGGACAGCCACAUGAGCUGGCGGUGGAUCUGGGAUGUGGAACGGGACAGAAUUCACGUCUACUGGCACCGCACUUCAAGGAAGUAGUGGGUCUUGACAUCAGUGAGUGUCAAGUGGAGGAGGCCAGAACUGUGCCAGGGUACUCCAACAUCACCUACAGAAAGGGGACAGCAGAGGAGCUUCCGUUUUCAGAUGGAUCCGUAGACCUGCUGACGGCAGCUUCAGCAGCACACUGGUUUGAUCAGUCGAGGUUUCUGGCAGAGGCAACUCGGGUCUUGAAACCCAGAGGCUGCAUGGCUCUGCUGGGCUUCAGCGAUUCUAACACCAAACCCAACUACCAGAACUGUGGAGACAGGCUCAAAAACAUCUAUGAAGAGGUGAAGCAGGCGCUGAAGCCGUACAUGAGCAACCCAGUAGCUGUAGCUGAGGGUAAGCUGGACCCGCUGUACUCUGCCAUUCCCUUUCCAGACAAAGAGAGGAUUGAUUGUUUUCGAGCAAAGUCCUUGAUCUCAGUGAGGCAUCUAGUGGGUUUCAUGCAAAGCUGGUCCAUGUUCCAAGCCUACACUUUGAAAGACCCCAAAGGUGCCGAAGAGCUGCUGUCCAACACGGAGAAGAGGUUCCUUCAAGAGAUGGGAGUCACAUCUCCUGACACUGAAGUGGAGCUUGAACUGGAUUAUUACUGCAUCCUGGCCUGCAAACCACAUUAAUCAACACUUCAGCAUUCAGUGAAUAUCACUGUGAGAUAAACAAGCUUGUUGUUCUAAAUAAACUAUGUUUUUAUCAGCAGA